Bubalus bubalis (water buffalo) is the source of this 1763-nucleotide messenger RNA. It is a transcript of the gene AHSP, whose product is annotated as alpha hemoglobin stabilizing protein. Lineage: Eukaryota; Metazoa; Chordata; Mammalia; Artiodactyla; Bovidae. Gene Ontology annotation, molecular function: hemoglobin binding. Gene Ontology annotation, cellular component: cytoplasm. The coding region runs from base 1324 to 1602 and encodes 92 amino acids. The record is from RefSeq and is a predicted model, not a curated record. Gene Ontology annotation, biological process: protein folding; erythrocyte differentiation; protein stabilization. The transcript is spliced from 4 exons.
CUGGUGAAUCCCAGGGACGGGGGAGCCUGGUGGGCUGCCGUCUAUGGGGUCGCACAGAGUCGGACGUGACUGAAGCGACUUAGCAGCAGCAGUGCAUCCUUGCAGUACACACUUAGCAAUGGAAUGGAACAACUCACUCACUGUUACUCACAACAACUUGGAUGGAGCUUGAGGGCAUUAUUCUGAGUGAAAGAAGACAGUCUCAAAGGUUACAUGCUGUAUGAUUCCAUCAUAGUGUGUGUUAGUUGCUCAGUCAUGUCCAGCUCUGUAACCCUAUGGACUGUAGCCCGCCAGGCUCCUCUGUCCAUGGGGAUUCUCCAGGCAAGACUACUGGAGUGGGUAGCCAUUCCCUUCUCCAGUGGAUCUUCCCAACCCAGGGAUCGAAUCCGGGUCUCCUGCAUUGACGUCCUCAAAAACACUGAACUGUAGUGAUGGCAAAUAGAUCAGUGGUUGGCAGGGUUUAGGGAUAAGAGGGGACUACCACAUAGCUCAGUCAGUACAGAAUCUGCCUGCAGUGCAGGAGACCUGGGUUUGAUGCCUGGGUUGGGCAGAUCCCCUGGAGAAGGAAAUGGCAACCACUCCAGUAUUCUUGCCUGAAAAAUCCCAUGGACAGAGGAGCCUGGUGAGUUACAGUCCAUGGGGUUGCAAGAGUCGGACACAACCUAGCGACUAAACCACCAGGGAUCAGAGUGGGGAGCACAUAGGAAUUUGGGGGGUGAUGGAAAUGUUCUGUGUCCUGAUUAUGGUAGUAGUUACAUUAAUCUACAUAUUGAAAUCCAUACAUUGUAUACCAAAAGGAAGUUAAUUUUGCUGUAUGUUAAUUAAGAUAAUGGAAUAAACAAAAAGCAUAUCAACAAACUGAGUGUACAGGUGCCUGUGAACACUGGUGUUUGUUUUUAAGAUUUUUUUAUGUGGACCAUUUUAAAAAUCUUUAUUGAAUUUGUUAUUGUUUUUGAAUUGCUUCUGUUUUCAUUUUUUGGCCUCCAGACAUAUGGGAUGUUAGCUCCCCAACCAAAGAUUGAACCACGGAUGAAGUCCACAACCCCUGCAUUGGAAGGCAAAGUCAACCACUGGACUACCAAGGAAGUCCCUGAACAUUGGUUUUUGAAUGGAGAAAGAUGUGACGGAAAAUACAUAUCUCUUUAAUGUUGGCUAUUUUGUCGGGGGAAGGAGCAAAAAUGAUCCAUUUUUUCAGACCGAAAUGCAGGGCGUUUCCCUCUUUGGCUGACACUGGACCCCUUGUCUACAUCUAGCUUGGCACAGAGGGAAAGCCAGAGCCUGAAAAGUGUGGCUGAGACCUACACAGCACCGUUGGACUUGAAGAUGGCCCUUAUUCAGACCAAUAAGGAUCUCAUUUCCAAAGGAUUAAAGGAAUUCAACAUCCUGCUAAAUCAGCAGGUCUUCAGUGAUCCUGCCAUCUCUGAGGAAGCCAUGGUGACUGUGGUGAAUGACUGGGUGAGCUUUUACAUCAACUAUUACAAGAAGCAGCUGUCGGGAGAGCAACAGGAGCAGGACAAGGCUCUGCAGGAGUUUCGGCAAGAGCUCAAUACCCUGUCUGCCUCUUUCCUGGACAAAUAUAGGAACUUCCUGAAGUCCUCGUGAGCAGCCCCUCACACGCUGCCUUUCUCCUAGCCCAGAGACCCAGGCUGCAAGUCUAAGAAACCCUCAAACGCUGCCUCUGUGUUCUAGUCUUUGGGCUCUGCUCCUUCAUGGUGUUGCUGCACCCUGACACCUCAAUAAAGACCAGUUCUGGUUGUGGUGGU